UACACAAAUUUAUUGCACUUCGUUCAACGUGUUUAAUAUUAAAUUAAGAAAAAUGUCCGAAUCAAAGCUAAAGAAUAAAAUAUUGGAAAUGACCGCUGAGCAGGUAGACCGCCUGUGUGAAUUAUGGGCGCGCAUGUUUGGUCCCGAGACUCGCGAGGCAUAUUUAGAGAAACUGAACAGCCAUGCAUGUAGUAUAUUCAAUGAUGUUUUCAAAGAAUCCGAGGAGCGAUUAAAUAUCUAUGAGUCCGAGAUCAGUACGCUGCGCAAUGAGGCCGCCGAUGUAAUGCGUCUCCUAAACAAAACCAUAGACAUAGGCGAGAAGCCCGCCGGCAUGCCGUUGUCCAUCUGGCAAACUAAAUUGGAUGAGAGCAUUCAGCACUUGAGGGCAGAGCUGCAAGAGCGUCGCGCCGAAAUCUGUGAACUGCUGCUGCAACAGGAGGUAUUGUGUGAUGAAUUGGAUGAGCCACCGCUGCCACUAUUGGCCGAUCCGCUGCCAAAAGCGGAGGAAAUGGAUGAGUUUCGUAACCACUUAGAGCGUUUGCGAGCAGAGCGCGAUAGCCGUACCGACGAACUCUAUAAGUUGCGUGAUGAAAUUAAGCAAGAUAUGAAGCUGCUGGAAUUGUUGCCACAAACCGAUGCGGAGGAACGCCUCCUUAAUCAACCUAAUCACAACCUUACGCCAGAUACCUUCAAUGCCCUGCGCAAGCUUAAGAAGACCUACGGUGAAGAGGUGGAAGAGCUGCGCACUCGCAUCGAAGACAUGCGUGGCAAGAUCCAUGUGUUGUGGGAACGCCUGCAGGAAACAGAUGAAUCGGUCAUGCGCCCGGUGCGUGAGGCUAUCGAUUAUACACGAACCACCUACGAAAUCCUUAAUACCGAGCUCAAGCGCUGCCAGGCACUGCGGCGACAAAAUUUAAAGACCUAUAUUGAGCAGCUGCGCGUCGAGAUUAAGGACUGGUGGGACUUGACGCUCAAAUCGGAACAGGAGCGCGAUCGUUUUUAUGAUUAUAAGAACAAUUGGUAUAGCGAGGUUCUACUAGAGUUGCACGAACUUGAGCUGGACGAUCUCAAAACGUAUUACAACAAUAACAAGGAAUUGUUUGAGCUCUUUGCGCGCCGUGCCGAGCUCUGGGAACGCAUGGAAGCGCUGGAGGCUAAGGCCAAAGAACCUAAUCGUUACAAUAAUCGCGGUGGUCAGCUGCUUAAAGAGGAGCGCGAACGUAAGACCAUUACAGCAAAGUUGCCGAAGAUAGAGCAGCAAAUAACUGAGCUGGUUCAUGCUUAUGUGGAGCGGGAGCAUCACCCAUUUCUUGUGCAUGGUGAAAAUAUUCUGGAACGCAUGGCCAACGAUUGGGAGCAACGCCGUCAGGUUAAGGAGCAGCAGAGCUCAGCACGCAAGCAGAAUAGCAAUGCUACUCCUUCCACUGUCGGCAAAAUGCUUCCACCUCCGGCACCCGGCUCUGCCAUUCAACGCACGCCCAUAUCCCUGAAGAAUAUGUCGGCCAUGUCCUCAUCGACCAUGUCGCUGCGCAAGACACCAUCCCAAACGCAUUUAAACACGAACAUGAGCGCAGUAGGCGCCAAAACUACGGGAAAUCUGCAUAAGCGCAAGUUUCCAAUGGCUCCAGAAGGACCGAAGCAAUCGCAGACACCGCUGGCCAAGCGCAGCUUGCUCAGCAAACUCAACUCCUUGAAAGGCUCGACAAACUCGCUGCGUAAUCCCACCGAGCGUCUGGUCGCUACCCACCAGCAGAAGGCCUGCAAAUCCCCCGUGAGGAAAGUCCGCAUCUUAGCCGACACUAUGCGCCGGAGCGGCGGCUUGGGAAGACGCAGCGCCGGAGGCAGCAGCAGCGCCAGCAAGAGACCCCUUAAGACCAAACGUCCAGUUAGCAAGCUUGUUAUGCCGCGCAUUCACGUGGAAUUCGCCACCGAUGACUCCGACACUGCCAACGAUGAAAAUAAGGAUAAUGGCAAUAUCGGUUUCGAUGCUGCGGCUGUCGAGGAAGAUCGCAACGAUACUUACGAAAGGUUCGAGAAAUGCGUGGAGACUGCGGCAGCACGUUCCUCGGUGCUACCCGUUCGUCCCGUUCAACAAGUUAAGUUCACGCCCAAUCGUAAGCUCAACAAUAACAAUAAUCACAAUCACAGCAAGAAGAACUUAAGGCAUUACAACAAUCAUCACUCGACGGUGGUGCCCGAUGAGGAGACACGUCUCGCCACGUUGCCCAAGCCACGUCGCAUGCCCGCCAAUAGUUCAAUCUCGAAUGCACUGGCUGCGACAUCGCCGGGCGGCAGCAAUCGCAAAUUGGUCACAAAAGAGCUACCCAUAAUCCUUUAAACGGACAGACACACACACACCAAGUUCUUAAUAUAAGCUAAUUAUUUGUAGGAAGGCUCACUUUGUUUAUUCUAUACAUAUAUAAGGUACCACAAAGGGAUCCAGCACUUUCUGUAGGACAGCUCUCGCAUAUGUUCAGACCUUCAAACCUUUUACAUUCAUUCAACGUAAAGACUUUGACUUUCAAUACUCAUUCGUCACGCUUAAAAUGUCUAACUGCAACCUAGAAAUUUAUGAAAUUGGAAACACUCGACUUUACCUUUUACAUUAAUUUUUACAGACACUACAUACUAAUCGGAGAGCUAUCGAAUUUAGGUGUAAGCUAGCCUGUAAGAAAACCAUGUCUAUCUUUUCGUUAAAUGUUAAUUUUUUAUACUUAACAGGUUUUACCUUUUUUUUUUGCAUAGCUUUGUGUGCAGUAUUAAGCAUUAGACACAGUCGAACACGUCCUUCGGUUUUUAAGUGGGGGGAAUAUGGGUGUGGGAAAAACACCUCUUAAAGGAAAUCUUUAUAAUUAGUUAUUGUAACUUUAAUCUUUAGGCGUGAUGUAAGACGUGACGCAACUUAAAUACAAAUCUUAAAGGCGUUUUUGUUUCUAGGCAGCUCAAAAACUCCAAAAUUGUAUGUGGCUUUUUAUUUGGUUCGAAAACAUUUUAGAGGCGAUAAAAACAAAUUUAUUUCUACACAUAUAUACUAACCUAUAGUUUUUUCUCUGGCGGAUCCAAAAGAUUUUAUAAAUAACUUAACAAUUACUCAAUAUGUCAAACCAAUAAAAAAAAGUAUUUUGUUAUAUUUUA
This is a messenger RNA of Scaptodrosophila lebanonensis, 3135 nucleotides long. RefSeq names its product protein regulator of cytokinesis 1. The record is from RefSeq and is a predicted model, not a curated record. NCBI's taxonomy places the organism in Eukaryota, Metazoa, Arthropoda, Insecta, Diptera, Drosophilidae. Gene Ontology annotation, molecular function: microtubule binding. Gene Ontology annotation, cellular component: cytoplasm; mitotic spindle midzone; spindle. The transcript has a single exon. Gene Ontology annotation, biological process: mitotic spindle midzone assembly; microtubule cytoskeleton organization. Bases 53 to 2338 code for a protein of 761 amino acids.